This is a messenger RNA of Cynocephalus volans (Philippine flying lemur), 1209 nucleotides long. RefSeq names its product aquaporin 8 (gene AQP8). Gene Ontology annotation, molecular function: water channel activity. The transcript has 8 exons. The coding region runs from base 1 to 1209 and encodes 402 amino acids. The record is from RefSeq and is a predicted model, not a curated record. Gene Ontology annotation, cellular component: plasma membrane. Gene Ontology annotation, biological process: water transport; transmembrane transport. Lineage: Eukaryota; Metazoa; Chordata; Mammalia; Dermoptera; Cynocephalidae.
AUGAUUGGGAAUGUAGAUGACUCCUCAUACCGGCAGAGGCACAUAGAGGCAGGAAGAGGGGUGUCAGGACACAGCUACAUCACAGACAACAGCCAGUGCCCUCUCCUUCCCGGAGGGGCCCCUCUGACCAUUCUGACCUCAACACACAGAUGUAAUCAGCCAAACAUGUUCACACAUAAGACAGGCUUUCUGGAAGUUGGAGAGGGGCCAGGGGGCAACCUCCCGCCCGGGCUUUAUUGCUUUCCUGGUACCUGCAGUCCUAUAAAAGUAGCAGAGCCUGGAGCGGGAUCAGUGGCCCCUGUCCCAGAGACAAGCGUGUCCAGGACAGCAGGCUUCUCAGCAUCUCAGGCAGGAGCCCAGGGCUUGUGCCAUCUCACCCUGAUGUCUGGAGAGGCAACUGUGCGGGACCUUGAGUCUGGCAGUGGCAAGAUGAAGGAGCCAAGCGCAGGUGGCAAGAGGCAUGCAUCCAGGUUCGAGCAGUUUGUGCAGCCCUGCCUGAUCGAACUGCUGGGCUCUGCCCUGUUCAUCUUCAUUGGGUGUCUGUCAGUCAUUGAGACCGGGACGGACACUGGACUGCUGCAGCCGGCCCUGGUCCAAGGGCUGGGUGUGGCGAUCAUUACCACCAUCUUCGGGAAAAUCAGUGGUGGAUACUUUAACCCCGCGGUGUCCCUGUUGGCCACAGUCACCAGAGACCUCAACCUGGUGAUGCUCAUUCCCUACUGGAUCUCCCAGCUGUGUGGGGCGCUGAUUGGGGCUGCCUUGGCCAAGGUGGUGAGUCCUGAGGACAGGUUCUGGAAUGCAUCUGGGGCGGCCUUUGUGAUAGUCCAGGAGGAGGGGCAGGUGGUGGGGGCGUUGGUGGCGGAGAUCAUCCUGACGGCACUGCUGGCGCUGGUUGUGUGCAUGAGUGCCAUCAAUGAGAUGCACAACCCUCUGGUCCCGUACACCGUCGGCCUCUGUGUCACCGUGUGUACUCUGGCAGGGGGUGCUGUGUCUGGAGCCUGCAUGAACCCUGCCCGUGCCUUUGGACCUGCUGUGAUGGCCAACCACUGGGACUUCCACUGGAUCUACUGGCUGGGCCCAAUCCUGGCUAGCCUGAUUGUAGGACUGCUCAUUAGGCUCUUCACUGGAGAUGGGGAAACCUGCCUAAUCCUGAAGAGACAAAGAAGCGGAACUGGUGGGAUUCCUCCUGCCUCAGAUGCCCUACGCUGA